AAACCUCUGCACACGACACCGGCCAUAUGUUGUCGACCGCUCGUUUAUGGGACUCAAUUCUAGUUUUAUUUAAUACCCAAUUGCCCACGUAAUGUUGAUUGAUAGUACAAAGACGAUUGGUAAAUUAAUAUGUCAAUACCACGGUACUUCUUCACGCUGUAUUUCCGAUCUGCAUUAAAUUUUAUGGUGACGACGACCCGCAGAGUGUUGGUUCAGACUCUCGACUGCCAAACUCCUCCAGUCUUGGACUUUCCAUAUAAAGUGGCGCGUGUGCACGUGAUAGGAAGAACACACCAUUGAGCAUACUACAACGAAACCUGACCACAAUGGAUUCGUGUGAAUUCCGAAAAAAGGGGAAGGAGAUGGUAGAUUACAUAGCUGAUUACAUGGAGAACAUUAACAAUCGCAGGGUUAUACCGGAAGUAGAACCAGGCUACCUAAAAGACCUCUUACCGGAUACAGCUCCGGAAAUGAGUGAGGGCUUCGACGACAUCAUGAAGGACGUAGAGCGAACGAUUAUGCCUGGGAUAACCCAUUGGCAACAUCCACAUUUCCACGCGUACUUCCCGUCUGGAAACUCCUACCCGUCGAUCCUUGGAGAUAUGCUGUCAGAUGCUAUUGGAUGUAUCGGUUUUUCAUGGGCCUCAAGCCCCGCCUGUACAGAACUGGAGGCCAUCACCAUGGACUGGUUAGGUAAAAUGAUGGGACUUCCGAAAUUUUUCCUCCACGGAUCUGGGGAAGGUGGAGGUGUCAUACAGGGCUCGGCCAGUGAAUGUAUUCUAGUGACGUUAUUAGCGGCCAGACACCACGCUUUACAGGAGCGAGAGAGCAUGUCUCCACUGAUCCGAAACGAUACUAACCUCCCCAAGCUGGUGGCCUAUUGUUCCAAACUCUCACAUUCCUGUGUGGAGAAAGCUGGGAUGCUGGGGUUUGUACACUUACGGCAACUGGACGUCGACGACAACCUGUCACUGAGAGGCAGUGUUCUGGACGCAGCUAUACAGGAGGACAAAAAACUAGGAUUCAUUCCAUUUUACGUAUGUGCCACCCUGGGCACCACUGCUUGCUGCUCCUUUGACAACGUGGCCGAGCUGGGAGAGGUGUGUGUCCGAGAAAACAUCUGGCUGCACGUGGAUGCAGCAUACGCUGGGAACGCCCUCAUCUGUCCGGAGUUCCAGUACCUAAUAAAAGGAGCAGAGAAUUUGACAUCUUUCAGUUGUAACCCUAACAAAUGGAUGCUUGUGAACUUCGACUGCUCCCUUUUAUGGGUUCGAGAUAGACUUUUGCUGACGUCAUCAAUGACUGUAGAUCCAUUAUAUUUACAACACAAACACGAGGACCAAACUAUAGAUCUACGGCAUUGGGGGAUCCCAUUAAGUAGAAGAUUCCGAGCUCUAAAACUUUGGUUUGUGAUCAGGUCAUACGGUGUGACAGGACUUCAGGCCUAUAUCAGGAAGCAUAUCAAACUUGCUAAGCUGUUUGAAACUUAUGUGAAGAAUGAUGCCAGGUUUGAAGUAUCGGCGCCUGUUCAUAUGGGACUUGUUUGCUUCCGACUGAAGGGACCCAACUCACUCACAAAGAAGUUAAACAGACUCAUCAAUGAAUCUGGUCAGCUACACAUGGUUCCUGCUUUGAUCAACAAGAACUACGUCAUUCGCUUUGCUCUUUGUGCUGAGAACGCUAAUGACAACGACAUUGAGUUUGCUUGGAAAACUAUAUCGGCCAUAGCGUCGACACUUUUAGCCAGACCAUAUGUGGAGAAAUCUGUAAGUGAGUUUAGGACAUCUGAAUCAGACGAAGAGGAGAAGUCGGAGGAAUUGUCUGAGGAAGACGAAGAGGGAGACAAUGCUUUCAUGGAAUUUGACAAUGAUAUUAUAUUUGACGAGUCUAGUACCAGGAUGAGAAGUGUAAUGUUCCGGCGCAGCACGUUCCAGCGGAUGAUAUCUGACCCAAAGUGUUACGACCCGAAGGCCAGGGGGUUCUCACGUGGAAGUCGACGAAGGUUCAUGAGCGAGUCUUGUAGUAAACGGAACCCGCUGUCGUUUGAUGAACCGAUAUUUAAUUUUUGAUUGUAAACUGAUCAUCAAUCAUAAUAGGAUAACUUGACCCUGGAUUCCGUGCAAGGACGAAUAUAUCUAAGUACCAAAUGUCACUGUUUAAGGCGAGGAAUUAAUCACUUAUUGAUGAAUCUUUAUUUAAUUCAGAUCGUCACUAGCACUGUGUUUAGGCUAGCGCGAAUAUAUGACGUCACGCUGUAAACUUAUCACGGCUUGCCAUUGCAGAAACAUCUUCUCUAGCCAAGGCUUCUGAUUACGUUUCACUCCACGUGGAGUGAAACGUAAUCAGAAGCCUUGGCUAGCGAAGAUGUUGCAGAAACGGACUACUUUGCAAAUGAAAGUGACUGAUCUAGUAGCAUCUUCUGAAAUUAACCUGUGCAAAAUUGUGAACGUUAUGAAAUAGUACGUUCUUGGGGAAAUCAAUGUCCCCUUCUUUACCAAGUAUAUGCCACAACUACGAUCUCGCCAUGGAAUAUAUCUGAUAGACUCUAAAACACUACUAGCAACAAUAUCUGGUAGUCUAACAAUGAGCAAGUACUUUUUAGGUCACCUGAGACGAGGUUACCUAUUCUGAUCCCAUUUUGUCCGUCGUUUUGAUUCAUCCAUGGUCAGUUGUGCAUCGUAUACGAUUUGUAUAAAAUUGACUGAAAUUCAAAACAUUCUCAAUACCUAGAUGUCGUAGAAUCAAAUACUCUUCAUAUAUGGAAUGAUCUUAAAGUGCUUUACCAUAAUUGUGAAUUGCAUGACCUUGGAGUCUCACGUUUGCCCCUCGGAAAGGGAUACAUUUUACUAUAGUUCAUAAAAGGGAAUUCACAUUUUGAGCAUCAUCUGUUAAUUUGCCAUUGAACAUAAUUCAAACUUGUUUAGAAUUAUCAGUAUGGAAAAGCAGUUUGAUGGUAUGCACAUAUUAGUUUUUGACUAACCCCCAGGUGUUCAUGGGCGAAGCCAGGAUACUGAAAUACAUUCUUAGAUGACUCAGGGUGAAUGUUAUGGUCCAUGAACCUCUUGUUUACAAAAUGUGUUGCUAUGCAAGAUGUUUUGUAUUGACUGGAAAGGACAUCGGACAAAUAUUUCUGGUGUCUUUUCCCCGUCAAAUGUUCUAUUGCAAACAAUAACUUCAUAAACUAUGAAGAAAAUCAUUACAAGGACAAGUAUCUUGUAACUGUGUAACUCGUUUAAGAGUAAAUGUGGAUAGUCAUGUUGGUGUACCAAUAUUCGCUCGAAAGGUGAUAUUGUAUAUUGAAGAUAACAUUACUUUAUCAUGUUUAAGAUUUAUGAUCCGGUUGUAUUGAAUUAUGUUUUAUCAGGUUAUUAUUUAAUAUUUAUGAUGUAAGAUUAUUUGAACGUACAUUGUAUAUUUCAAUAUGAAUCAUCUUUAUAUGAUUUAAUAGCAUUAGAAUAUGUUAUUAUUGUAGCAGAACGGGACUUGAGCUUGGGUUCGAGUCAAGGUCUGGUCGUUGUAUUUUUCCUCUCCUGUUACAUUUGUCGCCUAAAAUGUUCCAAAUGAAUUAUAAGCAUGAAAGAGUUGUCAUAAUCUGCAAAAAAUAAUACGUAAGGUGACUGAAUAUAGUGUACUACUCCAUUGGCAUAUAUGUCGUCCUCAACUUAAAGGUAGAGUAUGACACUUGUACUCCAUAUAGUACGCCAACAUAAAUAUUCAGUAUCAUCAAAUAAAAAAACGGAAUGCUAAAGAUAUCAAUAAAUGUCCGGUGUUGAUCAGUAAUUGACAAAACACUUUUGUAUAAAAAAUUUGCUGAAUUUAUCGCAAAUUUGACUGGCCGACUAACGUUUGGUUUGAACUGGACUAGACUAAACACCGAUGGUCAGGCUUAUAAAAUGAUUGGAGCGUCCUCUAGAUUCCGGGGGUUCAAGGUUCGAGUCCUGGACUGGUCGUUUUAUGUAACAUUAUAUAGGUAUUUGUGUAGACUUUAUUUACUUACUCUUGCAUAUGUUUGUAUGCAGAAUAGAGAACUGUUUUCUAACCCACAGAUUGUCUAAUUCUCUUUUUUUCGCGAACUGUUACCAGAGGACCAUAGAUUGUUGUAGGAUCAUGAUAUUUUUCAGAGACAUUUAUAAUCCACGUUGUCAGGAGUUCAAUCAAAAAGACUCAGUUAGUUAGAUAAAACGUGUUCGCAAGAAGUAGAGCAAUAUCACUAUGUCGUGCUAGCGUUAACUGACUUUAAUGUCUGUUUCAUUCUGUUGGGAGGACAAACGAUAUUCAUAGAACUACAGAUUAUUUCCAUAUAAAUAUACGUUUCCUAUUUGAGUAAUGAACAAUGUAAACUAAAACUCCAAAAGAUAAAUUCCUUAGUUUGCUAUAAAGAGUUUGUACGAAACUGUAUUGAGGAAAUUAACGUCAAACCAACUUAUUUUGAACAACUCCAAAGUUAAGAUUCCUGAUUCUCAUAUUCAGUGACUCCAGCGUCAUUAAUGACACGUUGUUUGCUAUAUGUCUGUUGUUCUUAAAUGGUGUCGUAUAUUGUCUUAAUCCUGACGUCAUAUUGUGUUAUAUCAAAUGACAGAGCGACAGGGAAUAAUCUUGUGAUAAAGUAUAAUUAAGGAUUAACUUGAUAAUUCUUCUUAUUUUGUGGCGUUUAACGGAGUUUACUUUAAGUAAACCGGAAAGCAGUUGCAGAUUAUGAGAGCACCCUCCGGAUAUUUUUUGUGUAAUGGCUCCAUAACUGAAAAUGUAUUUAAGUUAAAUCUUUUAAUUUCAACCUAAUGUCCAUAUGUUUAAUUUGUAAUUCAUGUGAAAAUCUACUUUUAUUGAUGGACUCUUUUCUCUUAGAAAUUAUCACGCUGUUGUAUCAGCCAAUCAAACGUGACUUACAAACCAAUGGAAAUGUUUGUUACAACAUAAUUGAAUUAUUCAAUAAUCCAUACGACUUGGCUAUGUCAAGUUAACUGAUGUUCUGAUGCGGCAGUCAUAUAAAUAUAUUUCAGUAUUCAUCAAUGAUGAGUAUACUAUUAUGAUAGUCUGUCUCUAUGACAACAAAUCUUAGUAUUGAUGUAGUAUGUGUAUUGACAGUGGUGUCUGGAUGUUGUUAUUAUGUUUUAGAAUUAAAAGUAUGUUAAAAGUG
Pecten maximus is the source of this 5137-nucleotide messenger RNA. RefSeq names its product aromatic-L-amino-acid decarboxylase-like. Gene Ontology annotation, molecular function: pyridoxal phosphate binding; carboxy-lyase activity. The transcript is spliced from 16 exons. The coding region runs from base 327 to 2069 and encodes 580 amino acids. Lineage: Eukaryota; Metazoa; Mollusca; Bivalvia; Pectinida; Pectinidae. Gene Ontology annotation, biological process: amino acid metabolic process. The record is from RefSeq and is a predicted model, not a curated record.